Penicillium diatomitis is the source of this 726-nucleotide messenger RNA. RefSeq lists its product as uncharacterized. The record is from RefSeq and is a predicted model, not a curated record. Lineage: Eukaryota; Fungi; Ascomycota; Eurotiomycetes; Eurotiales; Aspergillaceae. The transcript has a single exon. The coding region runs from base 1 to 726 and encodes 241 amino acids.
AUGGAUUCAUAUCAAUCUGCACACGCUUCUGGACCAACCGGGAAUGGUCACCCAUCCCGUUCUGAGUUCCUGGCUCGUAUCGCUUCAGCAUCUCGUCAGGAUCACCAGCCUAGUACGCCCCGUAUCCCACGCAUGGCUCGUAUCAAUUGGAGAGCCCAUAGGGCCCAUUUGGCCCGCGAGACCCGCGAGACCCGCGUGGUGCAUUCAUCUACGACCUCACUUGGACCUUGCUCCUCGUCACGCACACAACUCCACCAGCGAAGAGCGUUGCUUGCCCAUCUGUCACGUCUCCGACGAAGAGGCAUACUUUGCUGCCGGUGUUCGAGAACGACGCGACGCCUCUUCAGACGAGAAAUCAUGUCUUCGUCUACCCGUGCUCCUGCUUCCACCUCGGACUCGGAGUCUAGUCUUACCUCUGUUCCAGAUUCUGUUCUUUCUUCCGGUCCCAACUCUGUCUCUGGCACUCCUUCUGCCUCGAUCUCUGCGUCUGGCUCUGAUGCCCCGGUCUCGCAAAUUGUUUCACCAGAGAUUGCCCCACGGGAGACUUCUGAAGAUUCUAUGAGCAUCUCAUCAGGUAAGUUGAUCGUGUUGCUCACUCACAUAUCAAUCCUGCCAAGCUUCCCUCAGCUAACCGGUAGAAUUCAACAGAGCAAUCACCCCAAGCUCGCUGCCGAGACAGCCCAAGUGAGAGACAAGAACCAGCGCAGUCGUCUCCCAGACAGAUGA